Messenger RNA from Paramecium sonneborni, 1000 nucleotides. NCBI's taxonomy places the organism in Eukaryota, Ciliophora, Oligohymenophorea, Peniculida, Parameciidae. The record is from the annotation of a GenBank genome assembly.
AUGGGAGAUAUUGAUAUUAAAGAAAAUGACAAGGCAUUGUUAUUAUAAAAUUAGAAUUUAUUGUAGAUUACAGUAAAUAAAACAUCAGCAACUAGGUCAUUAUAAAUUACUAAUUUUAAUGCAUAGAAAAAUUCAAUUAAAUAAAUGAUUGGAAUUUCUAUUUUUCAUAAUCUAAAGGUUUUAAAUUUAUCACAUAACUAAAUUUAAAAGAUUGAAGGUCUAGUUAAUUUAACAAAAUUAUGUGCUUUAAUUUUAAAUAAUAAUCAAAUUAAAAUAAUCUAAGGAUUAGAAAAAUGCUUAGAAUUAAAUACUUUAGUCUUGUCAAACAACUAAAUAAUUAUUGUUUAAGGGAUCUCACAUUUAAACAAAUUAGAAAAAUUAUAGCUUUCUCAUAAUUAGAUAGAAGUAAGUCAAAUUAUUAAUAUUAUAUAGGAUUUAGAAAACUGUAAAUGUAUGAAUAUCGAAUAAUUAAGUUUGAAUAAUAAUAAGAUUUAAGAAAUUCCUAAGUUUUUUUCUUAAUUGUCCAAAUUAAAGAGACUUGAUAUUGGAAAAAAUGAUAUCAAAGACCCUUAAUAAAUAAUUAUUUUAAAAGAUCUAAAACUUAUUCAUUUAAAUGUAGCUGGUAAUCCUUGUUCAGAGAAGGCUAUUUCAAUAGCAAUUAAAUUUCCACGAAUUAGAUUUAUAAAUAAUCUAGCAGCUGAGAAAGUUUUAGAAUUACAUAAAUCAAAAGUUCCUGAAAAAAUAAUAGAAAAAACUGAGAAGGCAAAGAAAAAAAUAUCUUAGCCAGUUGUUUUAUAUGAUCUAGAAUAAGAGCAAGAAGCUCCAAUUAUAAAGAAGCCUAAAAAAAGCUCAAUAUUAAAAGUAGAAAAGAAUAAGUAGAUUGAUAACAAGAAGAUCUAAAGAAUAAAGACAAUAAAUUUUGAUUAAGUUCCUAAAAUAGAAAAAUGGUGAUAUGAUAUUGUAAUUAUUAUUUAACAUAAAAUUUUCAACGAUUAGCAAG